Penicillium verhagenii is the source of this 1542-nucleotide messenger RNA. RefSeq names its product cytochrome P450. Lineage: Eukaryota; Fungi; Ascomycota; Eurotiomycetes; Eurotiales; Aspergillaceae. Bases 1 to 1542 code for a protein of 513 amino acids. The transcript has 5 exons. Gene Ontology annotation, molecular function: oxidoreductase activity, acting on paired donors, with incorporation or reduction of molecular oxygen; heme binding; monooxygenase activity. The record is from RefSeq and is a predicted model, not a curated record.
AUGGAAUUUUAUUUUUUAUACCCGGUCAUUGCUGCCGCCUUGCUCUUACUGCUAGGCAUACGCAUUGCAAUCUAUCGACUGUACGGCCAUCCAUUGUCGGCAUUCCCGGGCCCCAAGCUUGCCGCGGUGACUUUUCUGUACGAGUUCUAUUAUGAUGUCGUCAAGGGUGGCAUGUAUAUAUGGGAAAUAGAGCGCAUGCAUGAAAAAUAUGGCCCCAUUGUCCGCAUAAGUCCCCGAGAGCUUCAUAUCAAGGACUCAUAUUACUACGAUGAAAUCCACGCCAGUGGCGCCCGUAAACGCAACAGAGACCCGAAAUAUGCCAUCGCUUUCGGAGCUCCAUAUUCGCUCGUCGGAACUAUAGGCCAUGACCACCACCGCCUCCGCCGGAGUUUCAUCCAGAAUUACUUUUCCAAACGCUCCGUCACCACCUUAACCCCCUAUAUCUGGGCAAAGGUGGACCAGCUUCUUAAACGCUUUGAAAUUGCUUAUGAGAAUUCCGCCGUCCUCCAUCUUCAGUUAGACUUUGCCUGCCUCACUGCCGAUGUUAUUUCGCAGUACUGUUACGGUUGGAGCUAUGGGUAUAUGGAUGACGAGAAGAACUCGACAAAGAAUGAUCUCGUCGACGCCGUUCAGGGUCUCAUGUUGAUGUUCAAUAUCAAUCGGUUCUUCCCUAUUCUCGUUCACAUCUUCCGGAAUGCUCCACCAGCUGUUGUCCGCUUCUUGCAGCCGCAGAUGGGUGAUUUGUUUGAUGUCAAGGCUCGGCUGCGCUUGCAGGCGAUAGCUGCGCUCAAGAAGAAGGAGUCCGAGGGACUUGAUGGUAGUGAGGAGAAGCCUCACACCUCUGUUUUUGAAGCGCUGGUUGGACCGAGUGUUCCUGAUCACGAGAAGACUGUAGACAGGCUAGUUGAUGAGUCUGCUUUGCUUCUUGGUGCGGGGACUGAGACAACGGCGCGGUCUCUUGCCGUGUCAAUGUUUCAUGUAGUUCACAAUAAAGCGAUUGGCAAUAAACUGAGGGAGGAGUUGAAGACAGUCUUGACGAAACCAACUUCUAAGGCUACGUGGACCGAGUUGGAGCAUCUUCCUUAUCUGACCGGAGUCGUGAAUGAGGGAUUGCGUCUGAGCCACGGUAUGACAGCGCGCCUGGGCCGUAUCUCGCCAAAUGAGAACAUGCUCUACAAGGACUGGGUCAUUCCUGCAGGUACCCCGGUCAGUCAAUCGAAUUACUUUGUCCACAUGGAUCCCACUCUCUUCCCUGAGCCCGAGAAAUUCGAUCCCGAGCGAUGGGUCCGCGCAGCAGAAAAGGGCGAACAUUUAACUCGAUUUAUUGUUGCUUUCACCAAGGGCGCUAAACAAUGCCUGGGCAUGAACCUUGCAUAUGCCGAAAUCUACAUGACGUUGGCGCAUGUAGUGCGGCGCUUUGAAUUUGAAGCACACGAAACUACGCCGGAGAACCACAGCGUCCGUCGAGAUUUGGGAGUUGGGCUUCCGAUGGAUCGCACGUUUGAUAUCAAGGCGAAGGUGGUGGGUAUUGUGGAAGAAUGA